Molecule: messenger RNA, 4042 nt
Organism: Cynocephalus volans (Philippine flying lemur)
Lineage: Eukaryota; Metazoa; Chordata; Mammalia; Dermoptera; Cynocephalidae
Gene: GREM1
Product: gremlin 1, DAN family BMP antagonist
Exons: 2
Coding region: 131-685 (184 amino acids)
Biological process (GO): animal organ morphogenesis
Molecular function (GO): receptor ligand activity; BMP binding
Source: RefSeq, a predicted model, not a curated record
ACCCGGUACUCGGCGACAGCGUCACUCUCGGCCCCACUGACCCCGCGCCGAGCCCGGGCGGCUCGGGCCGCGGCUGCACUCAGCGCCACGCGUGGAGAGCGCAAGCCCGAAGACCCGCCGCACUGACAGUAUGAGCCGCACCGCCUACACUGUGGGAGCCCUGCUUCUCCUCUUGGCGACCCUGCUACCGGCUGCUGAAGGGAAAAAGAAAGGGUCCCAAGGUGCCAUCCCCCCUCCAGACAAGGCCCAGCACAACGACUCAGAGCAGACUCAGUGGCCCCAGCAGCCUGGCUCCAGGAACCGGGGACGGGGCCAAGGGCGGGGCACGGCCAUGCCGGGGGAGGAGGUGCUGGAGUCCAGCCAAGAGGCACUGCAUGUGACCGAGCGCAAAUACCUGAAGCGAGACUGGUGCAAAACCCAGCCGCUGAAGCAGAUCAUCCACGAGGAAGGCUGCAACAGCCGCACCAUCAUCAACCGCUUCUGCUACGGCCAGUGCAACUCCUUCUACAUCCCCAGGCACAUCCGGAAGGAGGAAGGCUCCUUUCAGUCCUGCUCCUUCUGCAAGCCCAAGAAAUUCACCACCAUGAUGGUCACACUCAACUGCCCCGAACUACAGCCACCCACCAAGAAAAAGAGGGUCACCCGUGUGAAGCAGUGUCGUUGCAUAUCCAUCGAUUUGGAUUAAGCCACAUCCGGACACACCACCCAGCCUCUGUCCUAGGGGUGCAGCCCCAGGCGGGCCCAGAGCCAGACCUAAAACAACCUGAUUCUUGGCUUAAAUCUAGAGGCUAGAAGAACCGCUGGCUGCCUCCUGGCGGGAGCCUGCUGUGCGUCGUUUGUGUGCAUGAGUGUGCGUGGGUGCCUGUGGGUGUUUUCACACACCAGAGGAAACACAGCAGCCUCUGCUAGUACAAGGGUAUGGUAGGAAAAGCCCACACCACCCUGACUCACACCCAGAGGGGCAGGAAUGUGGUUUGGUGUUCUGCCUUUGUCAUCCGUGGGCCCUCCUGGGGAUGGGAACCUCCCUUAGAAUGGAUGUUAAUGGAGGAGGCUACUCUGAGGGCAAGAGACCUGUUUUAGUGCUGCACUAGACUAGGAAAAGUUGCUUUAACCUGUGCUUGCCUCCCCCUCCCCCCUUCCACAGGCCAUCCCUUCAAAGGUUCACAGUGACUAUUUCAGUCUAAUCCCAUGUCUGCCAAGGUUUCUGAAUUCAUUCACUUAACCAUGGAUGUAAAUGUUCAUUUUGCAAAGACCCUCCAGACUCUGGGGAAGGCACAUGUGGGCGGGGUCAAGCAGGGAAGAGGAGUAAGGGAGGGUAGAGGGGGGGACCUUGGACCCAGCAACAUGCAGUAGGGAGGUGUGCAGAGACCUGAAAGGCCAGCCCCAAACACAGUGAGACCCAGGUUUCUGCAAAAGAUUUUUCCUGGUAUUCAACAGAACCCAAGUGAACAGAGGAGAAAAGAGAUUGCCAAAAAAUCAUUAACUUCGGCUGUCACUGUGAUCUGCUGGAACCCAGCACCAAACUUAAAACAUAAACAUCGACCACUCCUAUUUUCAGAACCAAGUCAGUGAGCUAAACCGAAACAGCCCCCCGGCCUUGUCCCUUGAGGGGACAAUAGAUGUAGUUCAGAACCCUCUGCACAGGGAUAGGAAGUAAACAAAAACCUCAGAGGCUGAAGGUUCUAAAAUCUUCCCUUUUUCUUUGUUAUAGCCACCCCUUUCCCAGUUCGUGAUUUCUGUAUAACGAUUCAGAGAGCCACAACCCUGUAUUAUAAAGAUUCUGCCUCUGCUGAGUGUAACUGAACAGAGUCUAAGAUGAAAGAGUUUAGGGCCUGCUCCAUUUUAACUAGAAGUAAAUUUGGGGUCUUUUUGUUUUAGCUAUUGUUAAGAGAUUGAGCUGGGGGGAGUAUUAGCUCUUAAUACCUGAAGGGGAUGUGGGGGAUAUGACCUUCUUCAUUUGUCUUCUGUGGGUUAAGGGGAAAUCCUGUUAAGAAAGCAGAGCAUUGGGGUGCAUUAGCUGUCCAUCUGCUGCUGAUGGGAUCCACGUAAACUUGUAACCAUUCAGUACUUACUGGUGGGCGCUAACCUUGAUUAAACUUGGGCUGCUUGCAAUGCCUACUUAGGAUUUAUCUAAUGGUCAAAGUGCAGGGUGGGCAAACCUUACUUUACUUUGGAUUUGGCUAACCUGUUCUCUUCAAGCCUGAGGUUUUAUAUGUAAACUCCCCAAAUACUCUUUUUGCCUUGUAUCUUCUCAGCUUCACCAGUCAAGUCAUGUGUAAUACAGAAAACAAACACCAUUGACUCGGGAUUCAGUUGCCAUCAAGCCUCCAGCGUGCAAAGAACCCUUGUGACUAAAGAAGCUGUUUUUAUUUUGCUUUUGUUUUGGUUCAGUGCUUACCCAUCUGACAACUAAACAGGAACCAUUUUGAGGCAGAAGUUAUCUUGAACACCCAAAAUGUUGGGUGUAAUUUUAAAACUUUUAAACUCACUACUGAUGAUUCUACACUAAGCAAAUUUGUGCAAACACGUAGUCUGUGCAUUUUGUGUACACUGUAUGCCCCUGCCCUAAGUCUUUGUAUCAUCCACAUCCUCCAACAAUAAAGCACAGAAUGGAUUUAAUUAAGCACACAAAUGCUAAGGCAGAAUUUUGAGGGUAGGGGAGAGGAAAAGAAAGGGAAAGAAGCUGAAAUUGUAAAACCACACCAGAGAGGAAAACUGACAUUCAGAACCAGCAAACACUGAAUUUCUCUUGUUGUUUUAACUCUGCCACAAGCAUGCAAUUUUGUUAAAAAGAGAUGACUUAAGUUGGCAGCAGCAAUCUUCUUUUAGGAGUUUGUACCACACUAUUGCAUGUAAGUCGGAUUUGGCUCAAGUAAAGAGAAUUUCCUCAAAAUUAACUUCACUGGAAUAAUCAGCAGCAUAACUACCCUGAAAGCACAGCACUAGCCAAAGAGGGAAAUGUCUGCUUUUCUUACUGUGCCUAUAUUAAGACUAGCACAAGUAUGGUGUGUCUUCCAACAUUUAUUGAAAAUGCCAUUUCUGUUACAUAUUUUAUUGGAGUCACCGAUGAUGUAAUGAUGUAUUUUUUUCAUUAUUAUAGUAGAAUUUUUUUUAUGGCAAAAUAUUUGUGAUCUUGAUCUUACCUAUUAAAAUAAUGCCAAAUACCAAAUAUGAAUUUAAUGAUGUACACUUUGUGCUUGGCAUAAAAAGAGAAAAACACACAUCCUGUAAAUCUGUAAGUUGUUUUUUGUUGCUGUAGUUCUUCAAAGUUAAAAGUGUAAGCAAAAAAUCUGGAGGGAAGGGUAAUUUCCACUGUGUGGAAUGUGAAUAGUUAAACAAAAAGUUAUGGUUAUUUAAUGUAAUUAUUAAUUCAAAUCCUUUGGUCACUGUGAUUUCAGGCAUGUUUUCUUUUUUCUCCUUUAUGUGACUUCCUCUGAGUUGGGCAGAGAAGAAGCUGGCAUAUUGUAUGUUGUUGGAGACUUUUAUCAGGUCAGAGGGAAACACAAUCUUGACUCACUGAACAUGCAUUACACUCAAGAGCUUUUAUUUUUUUAAUUGAAUGUUCCUUAAAGGUUAAGAUUUCUGAAGCAAUAUUAAGAAAGACUUUUAAUGUUAUUUUGGAAGACUUAUGAUGUGUGCAUACAAACAAAUAGCAAAUAGUGAUAAAUCAUUCAUAAAUUCCUUUUAAGCAGAAAAUCUAAAAUGAAAAGUGUACGUACAGAACAUUUAUAAGUGACCAUUUAAUGCUUAAGAGUGAAAGUAGUUCUAUUGAUUUGUCAUUUCUCAAGGUAUUUAAUAUCAACUGCAUUAUGUAUUAUGUCUGCUUUAAUCAUUUAAAAACAACAAAGGAUUAUAUAGACUAUGAUUGAGGUUCCUUGCUGUGUAUGAGGAUGAGAGGGGAUUUGAUAGUCUCAUAAAAGCUAAUUUGGCUUAAAGUUUUAUGAAUCUGUAACUAGAAUUUAAUUUUACCCCAAUAAUGUUCUAUAUAACCUUUGCCAAAGAGCAACCAAUAAAUUAAACCUCUUCUCUUUGUGUGCGUGUA